AUGUACCUUGAUAUAGUGAAUUUGCAUAGGAAACUUGGUGCUACUGAUAUUGCAAUAAUUUCUAGCAUAGUAUAUCUUACAUGGAUAUCACUACCACUAUGGUUUAGUGGAUUGCAUGAUCGAGGUCCUGGGUUCAAGUCCCAGAUCGGGUCAAGUUCAGUUGUCGAGUAUUUCUGUCAAGAAAUUCUCACUAACAACUCGGAGUUGGGAGCACGAAGAGCAUGUAAAGCCGUGUAUCCUGUGUCU
Molecule: messenger RNA, 246 nt
Organism: Brenthis ino (lesser marbled fritillary)
Lineage: Eukaryota; Metazoa; Arthropoda; Insecta; Lepidoptera; Nymphalidae
Source: the annotation of a GenBank genome assembly